Molecule: messenger RNA, 723 nt
Organism: Penicillium samsonianum
Lineage: Eukaryota; Fungi; Ascomycota; Eurotiomycetes; Eurotiales; Aspergillaceae
Exons: 4
Coding region: 1-723 (240 amino acids)
Biological process (GO): protein phosphorylation
Cellular component (GO): cytoplasm
Molecular function (GO): ATP binding; protein serine/threonine kinase activity
Source: RefSeq, a predicted model, not a curated record
AUGCCAGUAUUUUGCAAGGACCACACGCCCUGGAUAAAAUAUCAAAAGUUCAAAGAGGGAGCGAAGCCGGGGAAAACCUGCCUAGCCUACGUCACCGAUUCCCCGGGAAGGGUAGUUGCAAUUAAGGAGUAUAAGACGAGCGGUAUCGACAAGACUUGCCAUCUGAAGAUGAUCAGUCACCCAAAUAUCGUGAAUCUCCUUGAUGCAUUCGAACAGUCUAGAACUCUGUAUCUAGCGUACGAGGUUAUGGAUCUCUCAUUGGAGCAACUUCAGUCUGGCAUUCAACUAAAGGAGUCUGAUCUUGCUUUCAUUUGCAAGGAGCUCUUGCAUGGGCUUUGGUAUAUUCACCGAGAUCUCGGUGUUUGCCAUACAGCCCUUACUUAUGACAAUGUGUUCAUAUCAUCACAGGGUAGCGUGAAGAUUGCGAAUAUAGCAGCCUGUCUGCUUGAACGACAUCAAGGGUCCGAACAGUUCGAUAUCAAGUCUAUUGGUAUUAUGAUUUGCAAAGUCCUCGAUCCAGGGCUCUCUGCUCAUGACCUUCAGGCUUCUUAUGCCAGUCUCUCCCAUGGUAGCGAUAGUCUACGUGCGUUUAUUUCUUCAACUGCGACAGCCACAAUACAAGCACUUUUGCAGCAUGUCUUCAUAUCAUAUGCAGCUGCUGAAGGAUGCUUGGUUGUACCUGUUAUGAAGGUCCGAGGGUUGGUUCUACAUGAUUACGAAUAG